AUGGGGAACCGGGGCAUGGAAGAUCUCAUUCCCCUCAUCAACAAGCUUCAAGACGCUUUCAGCUCUAUUGGGCAAAGUGUUAAUUUAGACCUUCCUCAGAUUGCUGUGGUCGGUGGACAAAGCGCUGGAAAAAGCUCUGUCCUGGAAAAUUUUGUUGGCAGGGACUUUCUUCCUCGAGGAUCAGGCAUUGUUACUCGCAGACCUCUCAUUUUGCAGCUGGUCAAUAAUAUAGCAGAAUAUGCUGAAUUCCUUCACUGCAAAGGAAAGAAGUUUGUGGAUUUUGAUGAAGUGCGGAUGGAAAUUGAGGCAGAAACCGACAGAAUCACAGGAUCCAAUAAAGGCAUUUCUCCUAUCCCCAUUAACCUGAGGGUUUAUUCGCCAAAUGUCCUGAACUUGACCCUGAUCGACCUCCCGGGUAUGACCAAGAUUGCUGUAGGAGAUCAGCCACAAGACAUUGAGCAUCAAAUCAGAGACAUGCUGCUGCAGUUCAUUACCAAGGAGAGCUGUUUAAUCCUGGCAGUCACUCCUGCAAAUACUGACCUGGCUAACUCAGACGCUUUGAAGAUUGCCAAGGAGGUUGACCCACAAGGUGUGCGUACCAUUGGUGUCAUAACAAAAUUGGACCUAAUGGAUGAAGGCACUGAUGCAAGGGACAUCCUUGAAAAUAAACUGCUGCCACUGCGAAGAGGUUUCAUUGGUGUGGUGAACCGGAGUCAAAAAGAUAUUGAUGGGAAGAAAGACAUCCGCGCUGCUUUGGCUGCCGAAAGAAAGUUUUUUCUGUCACACCCAGCCUACAGACACAUGGCAGACCGUAUGGGCACCCCACAUCUACAAAAGACACUUAACCAGCAAUUGACCAAUCACAUCAGGGAUACACUGCCUGGUCUGCGCAGCAAGCUGCAGAGUCAACUCCUCUCCCUGGAAAAAGAGGUGGAGGAGUACAAAAAUUUCCGUCCAGAUGACCCAACUCGCAAGACAAAGGCGUUGUUGCAGAUGGUGCAGCAGUUUGGUGUGGACUUUGAAAAAUGCAUUGAAGGCUCUGGGGACCAGGUGGACACUAAUGAGCUGUCGGGUGGUGCCAGGAUAAACCGAAUCUUCCAUGAACGCUUCCCUUUCGAGCUAGUCAAGAUUGUAUUUGAUGAGAAGGAGCUAAGGAGGGAAAUCAGCCACGCAAUUAAAAAUGUCCACGGUGUCAGGACGGGGCUCUUCACCCCUGACCUGGCUUUUGAGGCGAUUGUCAAAAAGCAGAUCCUCAAACUCAAAGAGCCCAGCCUCAAAUGUGUGGAUCUUGUGGUGUCUGAACUCACGGCAGUCACCAUGAAGUGUACCAUCAAGCUCAAUUCCUACCCCAGACUGAGAGAGGAAACUGAAAGGAUUGUCACCACCCAUGUCAGAGAAAGAGAAGGGAAGACGAAAGAUCAGGUUCUGCUCCUGAUUGACACCGAGCUGUCCUACAUCAACACCAACCACGAGGACUUCAUAGGUUUUGCAAAUGCCCAGCAGAGAAAUAUUGCUGCAAACAAGAAGAGGGCCAUCCCCAACCAGGGUGAGAUUCUGGUAAUCAGGAAAGGCUGGCUAACGCUCCAUCUCGGCAUCAUGAAGGGAGGCUCCAAAGACUUCUGGUUUGUCCUGACGGCUGAAUCUCUGUCCUGGUACAAAGAUGAGGAGGAAAAAGAAAAGAAGUAUAUGCUGCCUCUGGACAACCUGAAGAUCAGAGAUGUAGAGAAAAGCUUCAUGUCCACAAAGCACAUAUUUGCAAUCUUCAAUAUUGAACAGAGAAAUGUGUACAAGGAUUUUCGCCAAAUAGAACUGGCCUGUGAUUCUCAGGAGGAUGUAGACAGCUGGAAAGCCUCCUUCCUCAGGGCAGGGGUUUAUCCUGAGAAGGACCAGGUGGAGAAUGAAGAGCCUACUCCUGCAGACACAUUCUCCAUGGAUCCUCAGUUGGAGCGACAGGUGGAAACCAUCCGCAACCUGGUGGAUUCAUACAUCGGCAUCAUCAACAAAACCAUCAGAGACCUUUUGCCCAAAACAAUCAUGCAUCUCAUGAUCAACAAUUCAAAGGAUUUCAUUCAUUCGGAGCUGCUGGCUUAUCUUUAUUCGUCUGGGGACCAGAACAGCCUUAUGGAGGAGUCGGCUGACCAGGCCCAGCGUAGAGAUGAAAUGUUGCGGAUGUAUCAUGCACUAAAGGAAGCGCUGAACAUUAUUGGUGACAUCAGCACCAACACAAUCUCCACCCCAGUUCCACCACCUGUAAAUGAUACCUGGAUCCAGGAAACCAGUCCAACCUCUCAGCGCAGACCACUUUCUUCAGCAACCCAACCUCCCAGUCGUCCACCUGCUGUUAGGGGUUCAACACCAGGGCCACCCAUGAACCCCACUCCGGCCUUUGGAGUGCCACUCAAUCCCUCUCCAGCAUUUGGUGCACCCCCUAUCCCCUCUCGGCCCGCCCCACCUGUCAACACCUUCAACAGCAGCAUGGAUCCCUUCAGCGCGCCUCCACAGAUCCCCUCCCGACCAGCUCGCGUCCCACCCGGUGUGCCCAGCCGAAGACCCCCUGGUGCUCCGUCUCACCGGCCCACCAUUAUACGUCCUGCAGAGCCUUCCCUGCUAGACUAGACCUGUGGCCAAGCCCACCUAAGCAUGUUUGUGUGCAGAUGUGUGUAUCCGCACACUGUUGGCCGGGGACAGGGUGUGGCUCAAGGGGA
Molecule: messenger RNA, 2705 nt
Organism: Nematolebias whitei (Rio pearlfish)
Lineage: Eukaryota; Metazoa; Chordata; Actinopteri; Cyprinodontiformes; Rivulidae
Gene: dnm2a
Product: dynamin 2a
Exons: 21
Coding region: 1-2616 (871 amino acids)
Cellular component (GO): membrane; microtubule; cytoplasm
Molecular function (GO): GTPase activity; microtubule binding; GTP binding
Source: RefSeq, a predicted model, not a curated record